AAUGCCAAAAUUAAGAUUCUUCUCAGCACUGUCGCGAAAAACAAAAGAAAAACUUAAACAUAUUCUUUGCGCACAUUGUCAAGGAAUUGUCGGUUUGAGAAAAACUUUCAAGAUUGCGAACAGAAAAGUAAUCUUACGCGCGCUAACAUACAUCACAUGUUCGGAUAUUGUAUAUAUAUAUAUUAAUACUAUCAGAUAUACUAACACAAUGCAGGAUUUUAUGAGUAAUAGGAUAAAGUAUGUAUAAAACGUGCUGUGGACUUAAAGGACGUUACAGCGUAAUUAUACUCCAUUUGGCACUAUACUGUAUGUAGUACAAGUAUUAUUAAAUAAGUAUGUGAAACGAAAAUUUUUCAUUUAAUUGGAAUACUUGACAUUUUAAUCCUUCAUCUCUUGACUCUGUGACCCAAUCUAAUUCUUUUAUUUUCCUUCACAGGCGUGCCCCAAGAUAUUUUCAAGACUCUCGAGGUUUCUCAAAGUCAAGAUCCCUCGAGACGAUACGGUUUAAAACAAUACUCGAGGCAAUUUGGACUCGUGUACGAUUUAGUUGCUCGAAGAACUUUCAGGACGAUAAGUGAAACACCCAUAUCACCACGUAUCAGGGUUGAAGCAGGUAUACCCAGGCGCCACAACAUGAAGACCCGUUCCUGAGUCCAUUGCACCUACUCGUUUCUGGCUCAUCGAGACUCCGCCUUCUGGUAUACGAAACAGAGAGCAGAAGAUCCAUGGGCAGCAUCCCACGGCGGUCCACCCCUGACCAGCGUGGGUGCUCGUGUAGGAGGAUCUUCGGAGAAGCCCUCCUUUUCUUCCGCAUCACUCUCUACGUCGCCCCUCGCUCCGUCCUUCUUCCGCGAGACGGUUCUCCACAAGAGAGGAGCCCGGAGAGAGAUGCGGGAGAGAGGGCAUGCUCUCCGCUAUUGAGAGAGAAAGGAAAAGAGACAGAGAAUGAUGUCUUGAUGAUAAGCCAGCGGGGUAGUCGCCUCGGGCGAGUUCUUUCUGAUUCAUCCGGGAUUCGAGGCGCGCGGCUUUGAGCGUCCUUGUCAGCAUCGGGACCGCGGAGGAUGCAGCCGCAACAUGAGCAACGACGGGAGCUCGUCGCCGACUGCUGUUACCAGCAAUGGCCAGCGCAUCAUCAUCAUCACCACCAUCAUCACCAGCAUCAGCAUCAUCAUCAGCAUCAGCAAUUGUCCGCUGUACCAUCGCCGAUGCAACAAAUGGAAGGUGAACUACGCAUUCUGAGCGCCGGAAGAGUUAAGCGAUCGCUCAGUCCCAACCCGACCAAGAUCGCCGCACCGGUCCAGCCGGUGGCGAAUCCGGCCUCCUCGUCGGUGACCACGGUGGAGUCGCGAAACGACAGCAACAACAACAAUCGUCAUCACGGCGAUCAUCAUCCUAGCAACGACGGUGCAUCCUCCGUGGAGGAAUUGGGCGCUAAACGACCGCUCCAUCCGGCGUUGGUUGGCGCCGGCACUGCCUUGGAAGCAAAGCCGCUCUGGGAGGAAUUCCACCAGUUGGGUACCGAAAUGAUCGUUACGAAAGCCGGGCGAAGAAUGUUCCCCACGUUCCAGUGUCGACUAUUCGGUUUGGACCCCAACACGGAAUAUCUGAUGGUAAUGGACUUCGUGCCGUGUGACGACAAAAGAUACCGAUACGCCUUCCAUAACAGCGCUUGGGUCGUAGCGGGUCGCGCUGAUCCAGUGUCACCUCCCAGGAUCCACGUGCAUCCCGAUAGUCCUGCGAGCGGCGCGCAUUGGAUGAAGCAGCCGAUUUCCUUCGACAAACUGAAGCUGACGAACAAUCAACUCGACGAUAACGGACACAUUAUCCUGAACUCGAUGCAUCGCUAUCAACCACGCUGUCACGUGGUGGUCGCCCCUUCGCCACCGGGUGCGAAUCCGUUCGCCAAGGGCUUCCGGGACUGUGAGUCUGACGAGUGUGAUAGCGUAGCCAUCGCUGGGAUGCAGAAUCCGGCGAAAAGGCCGGCCACAGGAAGCGUCGGAAGCAGCGUGUUGACGUCGGGUUACAACGCAGUGCCGGGGAUGCAGAUCACGGGUAUACCCGGUCAGGAGCAUCAUCAGUUCUACGGUGCGGCGGGCGCAGCUAGUCACUGGACUUAUCCAAGUCAUCAUGGACACCAGCCGUCGGCACACGUUAACUCGGUCCAUUAUCCAGCCCAUCCGCAACAUCCGCAUCCGGGCACUUCUCUCUACGGACCACGAUAAGAAGAUUGUGAUCAUCGUUGAUCGUUUUUCGCUUGUGCACAAUCUUUUAUCGACCUUCGUGUCGAAGACUCGGUGACGGAUUCUUUCGCGCGAGACUCAACGUGUAUAUUUGAGGAAACAGUGAGACGUGUAAAUUCAGUUUCGCGUUAUUUGUAUUUUGAUGCUUCUUUAUCAUGGUUAACCGGUUGUUCAAAUUUUCGUCGACGAAGAAUCAACGGAUGCUGGAAUUAUAGUGUGAGGUAAAUGUAUUUUCGUAUCGUCCGUGUAUUGGCGCGGUCUUCUUCGUGACAUGUGACAAUCAACGAUCGUUGAGUGAUUUAUUAUCGGAAAAGACUCUACUUAUGCCUUCGUAGUGCCUUAAGAACAAUGGAUAUGAUGGAACGUAAUAAAACAGAAACAUAUAUAUUUCAUACGCCAU
Odontomachus brunneus is the source of this 2640-nucleotide messenger RNA. RefSeq names its product T-box transcription factor TBX10-like. Gene Ontology annotation, cellular component: nucleus. Gene Ontology annotation, molecular function: RNA polymerase II cis-regulatory region sequence-specific DNA binding; DNA-binding transcription factor activity, RNA polymerase II-specific. The coding region runs from base 1062 to 2222 and encodes 386 amino acids. Gene Ontology annotation, biological process: regulation of transcription by RNA polymerase II; cell fate specification; positive regulation of DNA-templated transcription. Lineage: Eukaryota; Metazoa; Arthropoda; Insecta; Hymenoptera; Formicidae. The transcript is spliced from 6 exons. The record is from RefSeq and is a predicted model, not a curated record.